Molecule: messenger RNA, 585 nt
Organism: Aspergillus piperis CBS 112811
Lineage: Eukaryota; Fungi; Ascomycota; Eurotiomycetes; Eurotiales; Aspergillaceae
Exons: 2
Coding region: 1-585 (194 amino acids)
Source: RefSeq, a predicted model, not a curated record
AUGGCUCCCUUUAAAGGCAGCAUCUCCCGGCGUGAGGUCCAGUGGGUCAGACUCAGCAGUUCCUGCACGUACAACAAGAUCUGUUAUUUCAGGCGAACCAAGUCUGUGGUCGGCCUAUCUCACCUCAUCAGCAUCAUUGGACAGUUCCUGAUCGUCUCUGCUAAAAACCGCUACGAUAAACUACAGGACCAAAAUGUACGGGGGUAUCCCGAUGCUCGGGUAGACGCCAGCAACCUACUUAGCAGCCUCACUUUUGGGAUGUGCGCCUGCACCUUUUUGAAUGUCUUUUUGUGCCUCAUCAUAAUAUGCGACUGGUUCUGGCCGGAGCGGAAAGAGAACCUUUGCAUUCAAUGGGCAUGGAAACUCGGUUCCGCUGCGGCGAGCCUGUUCCAACUGGCAGCAUGCGUAGUGAUUACUAUCAUCGUGGCGACGCAGGGGGUCCAGAUACACGGUGUGUCAGCAGAUGAACAAGAAACCAUCCGAAGCACCUGGGACUGGAUCUCUCUGGCGUACCGAAAAGAUGGCCGGACAGUAGCGGGGCUAGUGUUCUACUGGGUUGGGUGUCUGUUCCUAUUCUGGGGGUAA